Molecule: messenger RNA, 1098 nt
Organism: Chelonus insularis
Lineage: Eukaryota; Metazoa; Arthropoda; Insecta; Hymenoptera; Braconidae
Product: ejaculatory bulb-specific protein 3-like
Exons: 3
Coding region: 197-526 (109 amino acids)
Source: RefSeq, a predicted model, not a curated record
AGACACAUAGCAGUGUGUCCCCAGAAUUCGUUGUGAAAGGAGUGUGAUCCCAAUUGGCCACCAUAGAGUUAACAACUGGCUUUGGACAUCAGUGUCUUUCUGUCUGUCGUCACGUUCAGACAAUAUUAGACAAUAUCAAGUCCUGAAAACUCUUUAGUGUCAUACUCUCCAGAUCAACCAAUUGUUGUCUUUCAUCAUGGCUCUCUUAAUAAAAGUUUUCCUCAUUUGCAUAUCCGUGUACGCUGUGUUGAGUCAGAAUACAGGCCGACAUUCACUAGUUCAAGAGGUGGAAGCUCUAUACAAAAAUAAUCGUUUGAUGGAAAGAUUUUUAAAAUGUGUUGUAGGAGAAGCACCCUGUGAUCCACAAGGAAAACGUUUAAAAGCUUUGGCUCCACAAAUUCUACGAGACCAAUGUAUCCAAUGUACUCCCCAAGAGAAGAUGAAUAUCAAAAAAAUACUGUCUUACAUUCAAAGAUACUAUCCAGCAUAUUGGGCUAAAAUUAUCAGAAUUCAUGCCUCACAUUGAUAACAUACAUUUGCAUUUUAUUUAUACUUAAUUGUGUAAUAACGAUACGACUUACUGCCACAUUAUUUACCAUUUAUUGACAUACAGAACUGUUUAAAUAAACUCGACUAAUCAAUUUCCAUAUUACCAAAUCAGACCAAUAAUUAACAUUAGUAACAUGAAAUUUGAGGAUACAUUGUUUAUUUAUCAUGAUUGUUUAAAUCAUCAAUAUAAUUAUUAUUUAAUCAUAUUACUGUAAAUAUCAUAAUUCAAACUUUGGCUCAGUACAUUUGUAGUUGAUUACUAUUUAUUUGAUAAGAAUAGAAUGAAUAAUUACUUUCUUUUGACAGUUUGAUAACUUGGAUAGAAAAAUAUUUCUUAGUAUGUAUUUGACAGUUUAAAAAAAUGUAUUAUAAAUAAAGUAUUAUUAUACUUUAUGGUGUGCUAUGAUGUAUUAGUAAUACAGUAAAAGAAUGGAAAUAAAAGAGAGUGAGUUAAUUAAUACUCAAUCAAACUUCAGUGGAAUUAAAUGAAAUAAAAUUAUACUUUUAGCAUUGUUGAACAUCUAGGCAAUCAAUUUCAAUUAUCACUAC